This is a messenger RNA of Necator americanus (New World hookworm), 219 nucleotides long. RefSeq lists its product as uncharacterized. The transcript has a single exon. Bases 1 to 219 code for a protein of 72 amino acids. NCBI's taxonomy places the organism in Eukaryota, Metazoa, Nematoda, Chromadorea, Rhabditida, Ancylostomatidae. The record is from RefSeq and is a predicted model, not a curated record.
AUGGAUGCGGAUGAGUCAUUGGCACGUGCGAUGGAGGAUGGCGGGAAGGAUGACGAAAUAGGCGACGAGAUCAAUUCGCAGCGCCUCCGUCGUCGCAGCCGCCGCCGCGACUCGACGCAAUGCGACGACCACGACGUACGGACGGAUGGAGGUGGAGGUGCCGGAGACGGCUGCCCCGUACAUCCACCGACCACCUUCUGCCGCGUUUGCGGCCGCUGA